Molecule: messenger RNA, 1147 nt
Organism: Hevea brasiliensis (rubber tree)
Lineage: Eukaryota; Viridiplantae; Streptophyta; Magnoliopsida; Malpighiales; Euphorbiaceae
Product: F-box protein PP2-B13-like
Exons: 4
Coding region: 480-1025 (181 amino acids)
Source: RefSeq, a predicted model, not a curated record
AAAACUAGGAGACAAAUCUAGAGGGUAACAAAUUUCUAAAACCCUUCCCUUGCUUCGAAAGCUAGAUUAUUCUUCUUCCAACUCCUUCUAAACCCAAAAUAAGCCAUCUACAGCUUCUUUGCAUCUUGCUCUAGUGCAACUAGUGACCUGAAAAGCCCAAUAUUCGACAUCGAUAGUUUCGUUUGGAGGGAGAUUUGAUUUCAGACUCUCAACCCUCGAUAGCAUGACCUGUUAGCUUACUCUACUCUUUUUAUUCUCCGGACGCUCUCAACGCUGUUGUUUUCCUCUGAGUGUGAUUGUUUCCAGAGCUUUUAGUGGAAGAAGCAGUUGGUGGAGGAAAUAGAAUGAAUUUUGAAUUUAUGGGUUUGGUUUGAUUGAGUUUUUGAGUUUGUCCUCCCUGAUGUCUGUAGAAAGUCAUCUCAGCCUCUGUUAUCUCCGAUUCUCAUCGACGAUGGCAAAAAGAGCUUUGCAUUGGAGAAAUGGACAGGGGGGAAAUGCUACAUGCUUUCCGCAAGGGACCUUACACUUGUCUAGAAUUUUCAGAAGUGGCUGAGCUUAUUAGAGUGUGUUGGUUUCAAAUCAAAGGCGAAAUUAGUAUCCAGAUGUUGUCCCCAAAAACAUUGUAUGCGGCUUACUUGGUGUUCAAAUUGACAACAAGUGCUUAUGGGUUUGAAGGACAUCCAGCAGAGAUCACUGUAGAGCUUGCUGGAAGUGAAAAAGAUAAGCGUAGUGUUUUUUUGGUUUCAGCAAGAGGACAGAGGCGGCAAUACCAAACUUUAAGAAGGCUAACUGGUUUGUUAAACUGCAGCCGGGUUUCGGGGUUGCAACCCUCCGUGGCUGCUGGAGAAAGCUAUGGCAAAUACCCGAAAGAGAGAGUAGAUGGGUGGCUGGAGAUUGAAUUGGGUGAGUUCAAUAGCGAGAACGGCGGAGAUGGAAAAUUGAAGAUAAAUUUACAAGUGAAAGGUGAUCACUGGAAAAGUGGUAUCAUUGUUCAAGGGAUAGAGAUUAGGCCAAAAGGAGAUUAAAAAAUUAAGCAAGCAAUUGCUAUUUGAAGGUUGGGGCAAAGACUAAUCGUUCCAGGAUUUUAUAUUAGUAUGUUGUAAUUUAUUAUAUUAUAUACACAAAUAAUUAAAGCUUCAUUCUCUUC